Messenger RNA from Malassezia globosa CBS 7966, 2571 nucleotides. RefSeq lists its product as uncharacterized. Lineage: Eukaryota; Fungi; Basidiomycota; Malasseziomycetes; Malasseziales; Malasseziaceae. The coding region runs from base 1 to 2571 and encodes 856 amino acids. The transcript has a single exon. Gene Ontology annotation, molecular function: dolichyl-phosphate-mannose-protein mannosyltransferase activity. The record is from RefSeq and is a predicted model, not a curated record. Gene Ontology annotation, cellular component: membrane; endoplasmic reticulum. Gene Ontology annotation, biological process: protein O-linked glycosylation via mannose.
AUGUCUACUGGUGGUGCCACUUCGUAUCGACCAGGGCACAUUGAACCACUUUUAUUGACAUCUAGAAACUCUUGGUAUCCUGUUUCUAGUCAAGCGACGACAACAAUAGACAGUCCCGAAGGCGACAGUUCAAGCGACGUUGACUUGAGCACGCAGCAGUCUGGCUCGAUUCUCCCGGUUCACACAAACACAAGCAAGCUUGUUGAUAUGGCAACUCACUUUGAUGAGGACAGUCCUCGUGCACGGCUCUUGUCGCCGGGCACAGUGCCUCCGAAGGAGCGAGACACACGCAGCUCGAAGUUGUCUAAGUACGCACAGGCCAUGCCUCUUUACUCUCCGCCUAUGCCUUUUUUUGAGCGCGUGAAGUUGGCUUUCCAAAAUGAUACGUACAUGAUCAUUAUGUAUACGAUUCUCUCGUUCAUUACGCGCCUUUACCGCAUCGGCAGUAAUCCGCGCGUGGUGUGGGAUGAGGCACACUUCGGCAAAUUCGCCUCGUAUUACAUUCGGCAUCUGUUCUACUUUGAUGUGCACCCACCGAUUGGAAAGAUACUUGUCGCAGUAGCAGGCUGGAUCAGUGGGUUCGAUGGCAACUUUGAAUUCGACUCUGGCGGCGAUUAUCCCGCAGAAGUGCCGUUCGUGAAGAUGCGCAUUAUCAUGGCACUGUAUGGCAUUGCCAUGGUGCCUAUUGCUUAUAUGACGGCGCAGUCGCUGAAUUGGAACUGGCGCAGCAAGCAUCUGUUCACAAUCAUGAUAUUGCUCGAUAACGGCUUGCUCACGAUUUCACGUUUCAUUCUGCUUGACUCGAUGCUUUUGGGCUUUACAGUGAGCACCGUCUUGGGUCUUGUACGUUUCCAUCGUAUGCAGAAGCAACCAUUCACGCCUAUGUGGUGGUUCUGGCUCCUGUUCACGGGUGUGUCGCUGGGUCUCGUCACUGGUGUCAAGCUGGUUGGUCUAUUCGUCACCGCACUUGUCGGUCUAUACACGGUGGAAGAUCUUUGGAAUAAGUUGGGCGAUCUCAGGAUGCCUGUGCGCGCAUACUUGCGUCACUGGUGUGCUCGCAUCCUGGCGCUUAUUAUUUUGCCUAUCUUAUUGUACAUGAUUGGGUUCAAACUGCAUUUCUUGAUUCUGUACAAGAGUGGAUCGGGCGACGCACAAAUGAGCAGUCUGUUCCAGUCGAAUCUCGAAGGUAGCGACCUGUCGAACUUCCCUCUCGAAGUAGCGUAUGGCAGCAAGCUUACGCUAAAGAACAUGGCCUACGGUGGCGGUCUUUUGCACUCGCACAUUCAGACGUAUCCAGAAGGCUCACAUGAUCACCAGGUAACUUGCUAUCACCACAAGGACGAGAAUAACCACUUCAUCAUCUCGCCGACGUACGAAGAUCCACCACUUCCUGCCGCCGACGAGAACAUCGACGAACCGCCUCGCAUGCUGAAGAGCGGAGAUGUGCUGCGUCUUGUUCACCAGCAGCUACAGACGAAUCUGCGUUCUGAAGCGAUUCCCGCCCCCAUCACGAAAGAGGCACACGAAGUCGGCUGCCGGGCGUCAGAAAAAGGGGCAGACUCGUCUGAGUAUUGGAUUGUCGAGGUUCUACGCGAUGUGCACUUGGGUCCUGGUCGUCCUGGAAUGCCAAUUCGCACAUUGUCAUCGACCCUUCGUUUGCGCCACAAAGAGCUCGGUUGCUACCUGCGCUCUGGAAGUGCUGUGCUUCCCGACUGGGGUUGGAAGCAGAUGGAAGUGACGUGCGAUCCUCGGAACAAUCCCAAGGACAUUGGCACUCACUGGAAUGUCGAGAGUCACUGGAAUGACCGUCUCCCCAAUGUUGAGACACGUCAGCGUACUCGCUCGCCGUUCCUAAAGGACUUUGUGCAUCUGAAUGUGGCUAUGAUGAUCAGUAACAACGCUCUUGUUCCUGACCAGGACAAAUUUGACCAUCUCGCGUCAGCUCCGAGUGAGUGGCCGUUCCUGUACCGUGGUAUGCGUAUGAACGGCUGGGGCGCUGACAACUACAAAUACUACCUGGUGGGCAAUCCAGUCAUUUGGUGGGGUAGCUCUUUGUCACUGAUUGUCGCAUUGCCAGUGCUGGCGUGGUACAUCAUGCGUCGCCAACGCCGGAUCCACGACAUGCCGCCAAAGGUUUGGGACGACUUUCUCUUUGGUCUCAAGGUCGGCUGGAUCGGCUGGUUCCUGCAGUACUUCCCGUUCUUAAUGAUGGGUCGAGUGACAUACUUGCACCACUACCUGCCGACGUUGUACUUUGCCGUGAUAGUGCUUGUGCAUCUGCUUGACCAUUACCUGUGGAAUGAUGCCACCGCGCGGACUUCGAUCGAUUGGCCAACACUUCUUCGAUCCGGCCGCAUUGCCAGCACCAAGCUGAAUCCUUUCGUGCAUGAUACGGCUGCUGCCGUGCCAGGCAGGCCACUUUCUCAGCACUUUAAGAAUAUGUCAUUUGCGGCUGUUACGGGCCUUGUGGUCGGCGUGUUCUUCUGGUUCUGCGGCGUGUCAUUUGGUAUGUACGGUGAUAUUAGCAAAUGGCCGUACCUCAAGUGGCGCAAGAACUGGGAUAUCUAUUAA